AUUUCUACAAGAGAAUAAAAUGGCUGCCUACGGUACCACUGAUGAUGGGUAUGGAGGUAUGUCGGAUACGUUUUCCGAGAAAUCUGUACGACUCGGGUUCAUCAGGAAGGUGUAUUCCAUCUUAUGCGCCCAGUUGGUUGUUACUAUGGGUAUAGUUGGUAUAUUUACUCUACAAUCUGUGAAAGUUUAUGCAGCACAGCAUCAGGAAAUGUUCUUUAGACGCAGGACCCCGCAUAACUUUAUCUUCCUUGGACUGUUUACUGUUGCUGAAGGAUUCCUUAUUGGCACUGUUGUCGCAACCUACCAAACUGACGAGGUAUUGAUGGCUGUUGGUAUGUGUGCUGUUGUUACUCUCUCUCUCACAAUCUUUGCUUUCCAAACCAAAAUAGAUUUCACUGCUUGGGGAGGAGCUCUCUUGGCCAUCCUAGUGAUCUUUGUCCUCUUUGGCUUCAUUUGCAUCUUCAUUCCUAAGAGUCGUGUUCUGGUUCUUGUGUAUGCAAGUCUCGGUGCUGUCGUUUUUUCGCUCUACAUCGUCUUCGAUACUCAAAUCAUGAUUGGCGGCAAACACAAGUACUCGCUGUCUCCUGAGGAAUAUGUUUUUGGAGCUCUCAACCUAUAUCUUGACAUUAUCAACUUGUUCCUGUACUUACUACAGAUCAUAGGAGCAGCCAGGAACUAAGGAGCUGCAAGGAACAGAGAAGCAGCAUGAAGCUAUUAAACAGAGACAACUAGAGAGAGAGAAGAAUCAAAAGUUGAUAAAACUUAAAAGAGAAAGCGUAAUUUCUGGUUAAUUAAGUAAAAACCCAUUCCUCUUAGCAACACAAAAUAAAAAUGCUUAUUCAAUGAUAAAUUGACAUUUUUCGAGUAAAAUUGUUUUAAAAUAGUGAUAUAAGCCUUUCUAAAUAGCUUUCAACUCCCCUACCCUCACUAUCCUCUGUGUUUAUACUUUAACCAGAAAUAACAUAAUUAAUCCUUCAAUUGAAAAUAUAGUUUUGCAUGUUUUUCAUCUCGUUAUUGAAAGUUUUAUUUUGUGCUGCGGACAUGUGUUCGUUUUGUUUGUUUAACGUCUAAUAUCUGUAUCAUGUGUCUUUUAUUGAUUAGGGAUAUCCUUGAUUUUUUUUUAAUUACUAUUAUGUAUUAGUGUAUUUAGCUGCACAUUCCGGACAUAUGUAUUUUGUAUUAUUUGGGCAGUUUUCAAUACGUAUAUAUUUAUUAUAUAUAUACAUACACAACUGUGUUCAAUAUAUUUAUUUUUAUAUAUCAUAAUCCUUAUUACUUUUGCCAAAUGUUAACCUUUGAUUUUUUUUUUUGGGGGGGGGGACAAUUUAGUUAAACUUUUUCUGUGAUUUUAUAGUGAUUUACUGGAAUUAUCAAAACUAAGAAAAUAUGUAAUAAUUUGAUGGACUUGUUUUUCUCACCUUUUCACCGAUAAUUCAACUCAUGACAACAUUUUUCUAUUUUCUGAAAAACUAUCCCGCUCCUCCCUUUCCAGAAAAAAAGUUUGCGUAAUAUCUACAAUUUUCAAAACUAAAUUUAAACAUUUUUGUUCGGGGUGGGGGAUGAUGAUAAAUUCAUAUGAAAAAUGAGUUAUUGAAAAAGAGAGAAAAAAAAACCAUCCCUGAGAAAUCAGUUGUAAUCGAUUGAUGUUGAUUAAAUUAUAAAAUGUUUUAUUUUUCCACAUGUUAAACUUUUUUUUUCACUUUAAUGGGACUGAAGAUGUAAUUUCAAAUGAGUGUUUACUAUUAUAGUGGGAUCCCCAAUUCACAACGGUUCCCUUUAAACUUUGAUCUGAUCAAUAAUGUGGAUGAAUGAUCCAAGAUCAGAUAAAGAUCUAAAGGGUACCAUUGCGGAUCCAACACCCAUCUAGUGAUGUGCUUUCAUUCAGUUGGUUCCUUUUAGGUCGUUUUGGACUUAUUUUUGCUUUCAUAAGAAGAGAAAAUGUUUUAAAUGGUUUUUCUUAACAUUUGUUUUUCUUACACCUUGUCAGAUUUUUACCCCGACAGAAGAUAUUAGGAAAUUGAAAAAAAUGACUUAAAAACGAUGCAAAAAGGAACGCGGUGUAAUGAUCGGUUUUUUUAUGAAAAAUAAUUGGAAAGUUUUAUAAAAGUAACUUUUAAUAAACAGUUUUGAAAUGU
Molecule: messenger RNA, 2135 nt
Organism: Eurytemora carolleeae
Lineage: Eukaryota; Metazoa; Arthropoda; Copepoda; Calanoida; Temoridae
Product: protein lifeguard 1
Exons: 12
Coding region: 20-679 (219 amino acids)
Cellular component (GO): membrane
Source: RefSeq, a predicted model, not a curated record